Messenger RNA from Arabis nemorensis, 1416 nucleotides. The record is from the annotation of a GenBank genome assembly. NCBI's taxonomy places the organism in Eukaryota, Viridiplantae, Streptophyta, Magnoliopsida, Brassicales, Brassicaceae.
AUGGAAACACUGAAGAAGAAUCCAUCAAUCAGAAGAAAAAGCAAGUUAGCAAGAACAUUCCAGAAGGUAUGCAACUUGAGAACGACCUCAACGAAAGUCUCUUCCAACAACGGAAUCGGAAUCUGUAUGUUAAAAUCACAGAACCCAAAUUUCGCCGUCGAUGAUGAUGACGACGGUGAUAGAGAUUCCGUUUUCGAUCUGAAAAGUACUACUUCGAGUAGUAGAAGUGGAGAGAUGAAGGUUAAAGAGCGACGGAGAGCUGUUUUAGAAGCGGUAAUUGCUAAGAUCUUCGCUAGUACAACUUCCAUUAAAGCUGCUUACGCAGAGCUUCAAAUGGCGCAACGUCCGUACGAUAACUCCGCUAUACAAGCGGCGGAUACGGCGGUUGUUGAAGAGCUUAGAUCGUUAUCGGAGCUUAAACGGAGUUUUCUGAGGAACGAGUUGAAUCUAUCGCCACAAGUUGCGAUUAUGCUCGCUGAGAUCCAAGAGCAACAGAGUUUGAUGAGAACUUACGAAAUCACAAUCAGAAAACUCGAAUCGGAAGUUACGGAGAAGCAAUUAAGGAUCGAUUCGUUGAAUACGAAUCUGGAAGAAACGAUUUCGUUUAACAAAUCGAUUGAGAAGAAACUCACCACCGCGAGUGGAUUCGAUGAAAUCCAGUUUUCGAAUUUGAAUCUGAAUCACUUUGUUCAGAUUCUAGGGUUUAGUUUGAGAUCUGUACGUAGCUUCGUCAAAUCGAUGGUUAGAGAAAUGGAAUCUGCAAGCUGGGAUCUCGACGCCGCCGCUUCCGCAGCCGUAUCCAUAACCGUUAAAAACUCCUCCUCGUCCUCCGCCGUAUUCGCAAGGCCGAGCCACCGUUGUUUCGCUUUCGAAUCGUUCGUAUGCCGGAAAAUGCUUGAGAAUUUCGAAUCUCCGAAUUUUUGCUCCGACGAGAAACAGCCGAGCCGUGAGCAAUUCUUUAACCGUUUCAAAAACCUAAGAUCCGUUGACCCGAUUCAGUACUUGACCCGAAACCCGGCUUCGUCGUUUGCGAAAUUCACGCUACAGAAAUACUUGAGCGUUGUACACGCGAAGAUGGAGUGUUCGUUGUUCGGUAACUUGAACCAGAGGAAGCUGGUUAACUCGGGCGGGUUUCCGGAUUCGGGUUUUUUCGCGACGUUCUGUGAAAUGGCUAAACGGAUCUGGCUUUUACACUGCUCGGCGUUUUCACUCGGAGAAAACGUCACGGUGUUUCAGAUCAGAAGAGGUUGUAGAUUCUCUCAUGUGUAUAUGGAGAGUGUGAAAUCAGGCGACGAGUCUUCCUUCUCCGGCGAUAAUAAUUCAGAUAUCCGGGUCGGGUUUACGGUUGUUCCCGGGUUUAAAAUCGGAGAUAUCGUGGUACAGAGCCAAGUUUACUUGUCUCCGGUGACCGGAUAA